AGAUCAUGCCGCUGCCAGCGGCAAUACUGUUCUCUGGCUGCCCGCCAAAGUCCCUCCAGAAAACGAUUUAGAUUUAGUCAACAUUGAGAACAAUCAAAACGAAGAGAUGGUCAAGCCCAUGCUCAGAACUGAGGUCCAGGCCAAAGCCAUGAUCAGAACCAAUGUCAAGACCAAAGGAGGAAGAGGAGGACGCGAGUCGAGCAUAAAGAAGAAUGAAAAACCACCAACCCCACCAAUAUCACCAACUCAGAUGGUGAGUUACGAUGGCUGGGCUCAGAAUCCAGACAGGCCCAACAGCCGGCAGAGAGACCUGAUUGUCAAUGACAACAGGGAAGUGGCCAGGCCCAGAAUGCCAAUCAAAAGGAGCCAAAAGCCUGGGAGUCCAAAGCCUGGGAGUCAAAAGCCUGGGAGUCCAAAGCCUGGGAGUCCAAAGCCUGGGAGUCCAAAGCCUGGGAGUCCAAAGCCUGGGAGUCCAAAGCCUGGGAGUCCAAAGCCUGGGAGUCCAAAGCCUGGGAGUCCAAAGCCUGGGAGUCAAAAGCCUGGGAGUCCAAAGCCUGGGAGUCAAAAGCCUGGGAGUCAAAAGCCUGGGAGUCAAAAGCCUGGGAAUCAGAAGACUUGUAAGAAAGGGAGUACAAAAAAUGGAAAAGAAUGGGCCAAGAAAAAUCAGGACACCACACGAAGUAAGGAAUCUACCACAGACCACAACACUUAUGCAGGGCCCAUCCCAGUGAUGGCAGGACCGUAUCUGGAUGUGGUCCGGAGGUCAGCUGCUGAUUGUGAGUCUGUACUACCAUCAGCCCAGGAGAAUGCUACCCUAGCCCCGGGUGCCAUGGAGCUGAGGACCGGGCCUGGAGGCCCUGGAGCUCAUCCUAGGAACCAUUGCUGGAGUAACCCAGCUGAGAACGUUCAGGCCUGUGGGACAUCCUACCACAUCUGUCGCAGGCCCCUCACAGACUACCCCGUUUAUGCCCAUGACUACACCCUGCCCCGGGCCAAGGACAAACACCAGGAUCUGUACCAAGAUGAGAGCCUGAAACGAGACCCCUCGCCCCAGGGUGUCUCUCUCUCUGUUACUGAUGUGGACCUCUGCAACCCCAAUGUGAGUUAUUGGCAAAAAACGACAACAUAGCCAUCUGCUAAAGUAGAUUAUAGUAGAUUAUAUAGUAUGUCUGUAAUAGACUGGAACAAAAAUGUCCACAAAAUGCCCAAUCUAUACCCUACUUCAAAUGCAUUGGAACGAACCAAUCAUUACAUUCCAUUGAAAUAGAUGAUUUGGGUUUAUUUUAACCCAUAGUAAGUGACUGCUAUAAAAACUAUGGUUUGGUAAACAAACACUAGGAAAGAGGAUGGGCUCACAUGCACUCAUUGAGAUAUUUCUAUACAUGCAGUAUACUGUAUCAAUCGGAAAUUCAGUGAGCACAUGCUCUGGGUGCUUUGUGUGAGACAAAGCUGUUGUUUGGACUUUACGUGACAUUGGGGCAGAUUAUUUCAGAUUACUCCAGUGUUGUGAUUGCGUUGGCUCCUAUAUAUAUGUUUUUUCUUUGGUUCCUGGAGAGAGAUCAACACCUAUUGGUUACAGGCCAUUGAACGCAAAACUAGGGAAAAGUAGUGGCUAGUGUUUGAAAUGUUUAUCUUUAGAAUGCUGUAACAUGUCUAUUUAAGAUUUUUCUUUCUAAUAAACAGGGUUAUAAAAUAUUAAAUAGGACCAUGUCUAAAAAUAUAGGAUUAUACUGUAUCUGUCAACAGCAUCAAAUCAAAAAAGAAACAUUCCUAAUGUCACAGUAGUAGUGUUUAGGGUGUUCCAUUCUAAAUCAAUAUUCGUGUGUGUACUGUAGAUACAUUUCCACUGCAUGCUACCCUCUAGUAACUUCAUGUACAGUCGUGGUCAAACGUUUUGAGAAUGACACAACUAUACAUUUUGACAAAGUCUGCUGCCUCAGUUUGUAUGAUGGCAAUUUGCAUAUACUCCAGAAUGUU
Molecule: messenger RNA, 1977 nt
Organism: Oncorhynchus mykiss (rainbow trout)
Lineage: Eukaryota; Metazoa; Chordata; Actinopteri; Salmoniformes; Salmonidae
Source: RefSeq, a predicted model, not a curated record